CACCGCUUUGCACAUUACAUGUAAACAGAGUGACAUAGUAAGAAGAAAACUUUUGAGAAAACGAUUCUGAUAACUCAACUUGGAUUGUAGACCGGGAAACAGACUCUAAGAAAAUCAGGGUUUGCAAAAUGAACACCCCCCUGCAGCACUCCCUACUAACCAGAGUAGUAUAGAAUGUCAUACUGAACUGUCGCGGCGGCGCAUUCUUUUAAUAGCACUAAUGACAUAUCCUAUCCUAAAAAUCUCCUUGUCUAUCGACUGGAUUGGAGUAGUAGUACUACAUCUGCCUUACACGUACAUCUCUACUGUUCUCUCUUUCUCAUUUACCUCUUUCUCCACCUAACUCCUCCUUUCUUUCAUUUUUUGGGCAUAUACAAAGAUCUACCUGCAUACAUAAAUCUUUCAAUUUGUAUCUAAGAGUUCUUGCUCAUGUCGAUCUCGGAAUCAAGUAGCUCCUUGACAGCGGGAUCGACAACAACUUUGUCGAGUGUAUUGUCAGGUGUACAAGGAUAUCACUUUAUAUACCCAACACCGAUUUUAGCACACAGCGAAAACGUAGAUGUUGUUUGUGGAUUUAGAAUCAGUAACAAGAGCCCGGUUGUUGCAAAAGUGUCUUCAAGCUCAUUAAGGCUCGAGCGCGAAUUUUAUAUCAUGAAAAAAUUGUAUCAAUAUAACGACGGUCCUUCACAUAUUGUCCGACCAUUGGAAUUCAUUAAUUUACCAAGCGGAUUGACCGUCGCCAUUUACUCUGAUGAUGGCCAAAGCUUCCUUUACCAUAGGCAGAACGAAAGCACGACUUCAUCAAUUGUAAAAGAGUCCAUCUUACGAGGUCUAGAAGAUGCUAAUGGUAGCGAGUAUGACCGUAAUAUGUGUGGUGAUCUCGGUGCCUUUUUACGUUUUGCGAUCAAAGCUUUGAACUGCCUGGAAUACAUACAUCGGCACGGUGUUAUCCACGGUGAGGUGCGCCCGGCAUCGUUUCAGUGGAGCGGCUCAGACGAUGGUCCUGUCAAGCUAUGGAACUUUGGCUCAGGCUCAAAAUCACUCGAAAGCUUGUUAACAACAGAGGGCUGGCGAAAAACAACGAACAAUAAGGGGUCUAUGGAGCUGUUGCAGAGCUUGUUGAUGUACAUGAGCCCCGAGCAGACAGGACGUACAACGUAUGCUCCAGAUCACCGAUCCGACAUUUAUUCCUUAGGUAUCGUGUUCUUUACCUUGUUAACAGGAAAGAAACCUUUCGAUGGUGGCCCGCUGGGUAUUUUAAAUGGCGUGCUAAGCCGUAAAAUAUCAUUGGCAUACGAAUUGCAACCCAAUAUUCCUGAGGUGCUUUCCCGCAUUAUCGAAAAAAUGACGAAUAAGGCACCCGAUGAUCGCUACACAAGUGCUCAUGGCGUCCGAUCCGAUUUGAAGGAAUGCCUUGAGCUCUUAAAGACUGCACAAACAUCCAAUACCGAGUCAAUCCCAUCGUUUCCGUUGGCACAGCAUGACAUUGCAUCAGUCUUUACGCUACCCAAAAUGAUAUACGGUCGACAAGAAGUGUUAUCAGAAAUGACUUUUAUCAUUGAACGGUGUGCUGGACUAUACAAGUCGCUAGGGAUCCGCAACAGCAGUCGCUCAAAAGCCUAUACAGCUGCAGCGUGCCACGUGAGCAGUGCAGAGACGGCAACUGACUUGGCUAGCGAUAUUUCUAAAACGGACAGCAAUCCCGACGGUAUUGGUUGUCAAAAAUUUACUGCUUCCCCAAGCUACUAUAGUGGUGCUUUAGACGGAAGUGACACUUCUAGUAUUACUAGCAGAAUAGUUGUUAACAACACUAGAGUAACGACCACCAUCGUUGGUGUAUAUGGCCCUGGAGGCAUUGGCAAGUCCACUUUAUUUACUGAGGUGCAAUCAACAGCUCGCCAAAAUGGUUAUGUGGCAAUUUCGAAAUUCGAUAGUCGAAACAAAGUUCCGUACAGUGCAGUUAUAAGAUCACUGUCUCAUAUAUUGCAACAAAUCCUCUCUGAAUCAGAAGAGGAGAUUCAUUCGUUCUAUGAGCAUCUCAAGAUAUCACUUGGGGCUCAAUAUUCGAACGUGAGUUUAAUGACGGACUUUGUCCCGGAGCUCAAGCCAUUACUGGAUCUGGACGCAGCCAACGGUAGCAGUAACAAGACUACGGAUGGUCACAGCGAUAACCCGGCAACAAUAGCUCCCCCUUCUUCAAAUACCCAUAUGAUCGAUGACAUGGAAGCACGAACACGGUUCCAUAACUUGUAUGUUGAAGUUUUUCGAGCAAUUACUCACUGGCGAAUGACGACAUUGUUCUUAGAUGACCUUCAUCAAGCAGACGAGCCAUCACUGGAACUUAUCGAAAGCCUGAUCCUGUCUCGAGUGCAGCUCUUAAUAUUUAUUUCCUACCGCGACCAGGAGGUUACAGACAAGUUAGCGGAGCUACUCGAAAACAAAAUCGCCAAUGUCCACUUUAUUGGAAUCGAAGCACUCGGAAUGGAUCCUCUCGUCGACUUUCUCUGUGACACCUUACACCGACCACGCGAUAUUAACCGCGACGCUAUUAUUCCACUCGCCGAGAUUAUAUUUAAACGAACUCGAGGCAAUGCGUUCUAUGUGGCACAGCUAUUAAGAACGCUCGAACGAAAAAAGCUUAUAUUCUACGACUGGAAAAAGAACGAGUGGCAGUUCGACCUUAGAGAAAUAGAAGACGCAACUAUGCUCGACGAGAACGAUUCCUUUGAUUCGCAACAGCUGGAUUUUAUGGUUGCCCGACUACGAGAGCUCCCGCGCGCUGGUCGUGCUAUACUUAAGUGGGCAUCAUUUGUGGGCGAUACUUUUUCCUGGGAUACAGUUAAAAAACUGGUGGUCAACAAUAAUAACGACGACAACGAUGAUGAUGAUGAUGAUAGCAUUGUUAGCGACAGAACAGCUAUAGACGAACGAAUGACUGCUUCAGCAACUAUGCUUGACAACAGCGAUGAUGAAUACAACAAUGACGAUGACAUUAGCAGCAGCGCCAGCAGUUUAUUGUUGUCAUCAUCGUCGCAUAGAAAUAAUAGACGUGCUAGUAGAGUACGUAUUCAUCGAAAAAUGACCGCCGAAUCGACAUCUUCGGUAUCCGGCAGUAGAGACGACCCAAUUAGUGGAUUACAAGCUGUUUUACAAGAAGGUUAUAUUAUGUCAAUUGGUGCCGACGAGUUUAAAUGGAGUCAUGACCGUAUUUCACAAGCAGCAGCCGAACUCGUUAACCCUGGAACACGCGCCAAGAUCCACUUUAAGAUUGCACAAUAUAUGAUGGAAGAAAAAACCGUGGAUACUUUUCUGGUGGCCGAUCACUUGCUCAAAUGCGUUAAUCUCUUGAUCAAAAGGGAUGAUAAAGAACGCUAUCGACAUAUUCUCAUCGAAUCUGGCAACAAAGGACGAACGACUGGUGCCCACCGUAUGGCUUUCGCCUACUAUAUGUGCGCAGUAAAGCUCGGGAACCCUGAAACGCAGUGGGUGAACGACGACGAUUACCGAACGACAUUGACCCUUUACACAAAUAGCGCAGCCCUUAGUUGGACUGUGGGUGAGCUCGAGCAAACAGAAAUCUUAUUGGAAGCCGUAUUCCAGAACUCGCGAACACCAAGUGACCGUAUGCAUGCGUACCGUAUUCAAGCAAGAUACUACUUUGGAUUGCAAUUGCAUUCAAAAGGGCGCGCUGCACUCUUUCGAUGUAUGGACGAUCUUUCAGACGAGCGAUCCCGCUUGGAUACGAGCGAGGAGGGACUGGCCAGCCUGUACAAUGAAAUUGAAGAGUUGGUUGAUAAGCUUGGUGUGAAUAAUAUUCUACAACUGCCAGCCUGCAACGACCCUUCGUUAAUUGGAACAUUAGGUGUUAUGGAAGAGCUACUUACUUUAUCAUACUGGAGCGGACAAAAGCGUGAAAUGUAUUACUGGGCGUGUCGGAUUUUGAAACUGUCACUGACAAAGGGUCCAGUCGGUGGUACCGGAAAUGCCUGCAUGUUCGCCGGUUUGGGCUACGUGAACGAGUUUCAGAAGUACGCAUUUGCAGAAAAACUGGGAACAAUCGGUAUAUCGCUUGCUGACAGGCAUGGUAGUAACCAAGAAAAAGGACGAGCAUAUAGUCUAUAUCCCGCAUUUCUCAUCUUAUGGAACCACCACCAACGAGAGUCAUUCCAGUUUUAUCAGACUGGUAUGAACUUUAGCAUGUCUGCAGGAGACCGGAUUUACGUCGCUUUCCAUCUGGUUCACAUUUGCACACUGAUGUUUUACAACGGAUACAACUGCAGCGUUACGCUGCAAGAAGCUGAACGAAGCUAUGAAGACAUUCACUCUUGGUCCGCGUCAAUUGACAUGAACAGCUUUGCUAUGUGCAUUAUUCGCUUAACAAAGGCGCUACAAGGACAUACCUACAUCGAUACUCCAGAGGUGUUUGACGGAGAUGAUGGGUUCAACGAUGAGCAUUUCCUUACCGAAAGCUGCAAACAAAGCUCAAAUCCUGAACUGGUGCUGAAUUGGUAUGAAUCAUUUAAGAUUAUACCGCUUGUGCUCUAUGGCCAUUUGGAUACAGCCGUUGAAGUAGGCUAUCGGUGCUUCCGUACACUACAUGUCCACCCAUGUCACCGUCACACGCGCAUGGCGCUCUUCUAUUUUUCGCUAGGGUUACUCGAAAAGUGCCGCCAAGAUCCAGAACGAAAAGACGAGUACCUAAAACAAAUUCGAGCAAAUCAAGAGUUUGUGCGUGAAUGGGCUGUUCAUAGCGCCAUAAACUAUUCCAUGUACUGGACUUUUGUGGAAGCCGAACUUGCAGGAUUGGGCGAAUCGCCUGAUGUUUUACGAGCCGGUCGCUUAUACGAAGAUGCCAUCAAUCAAGCCCGUGAAGGAGAUUGGUACCUUGAGCUAUGCGUUAUGCAUGAGUACACGGGUGCUUUCUACGAUCGUGUCGGACUCCGUAAUGUUGCUUAUGGCUUUGUCAAAAAGGCUAUCAAUAUGUACAUGUGCCACGGAUCGUACGGUAAAGCGCGUCAUGUCAGCACCAAGUUUGCACAGCUAUUGAGCGACUUUAAUGAUGAUCGAGCUGAUCCGCAUGAAGUGGGUAUUCAAACGGACACGCUUCCCUAUCCUGGUGGAAGAACGUCACCUAACGACUGGAGUACGCCAUCCGCACAUGAGCUUGUUCAUAAUCCAAGCAAUUCUGCCAUCAUAAACGAACCUUACACCAACGAAAGCAUACCACCUGUCACCACAGAACAAACACUCCAAUACCUGGAUAUCGUGGAUAUGGCAUCCAUUCUAAAAAGCUCGCAAGUAAUGAGCUCUGAGGUCCGUUUUGAUGCACUUUUAAGUUCCAUGAUGAGCAUAAUUUUCGAAAACAGUGGCGCAGAUUGCGGUGCUAUUGUUGUCAGAGACGAAAUGUAUGGUGUAUGUGCUUACGGAGGUCAGAACGAGCCGAUUGUUACGUACGAUCCACCGAAACCGCUUGAUGAAGCCGAGCAUCUGGUCUCAAGCAAAAUUAUCAACCACACCAUGCACACAUCGGAAAGCAUUUUCAUCCACAACGUUAAAAAGGAUUCACGCUUUGCAGUAGGCACUUGGUUUGAGUGUACAGGCGAAAAGUCGGUGAUAUGUAUGCCAAUAAUUCACAAGUGUCGAACGGUUGGCUGUCUGCUCAUUGAAGGCACAGUUGGCGUAUUCACUCAAAGACAUAUCACGGUGCUAAGUCUUUUGUGUCAGCAAAUGGGCAUCUCGACCGCCAAUGCUUUCUUGUUUAAAUCUGUACAGCAUGCUACAAUGGCAAAUAUGAGGAUGAUUGAAAUGCAAAAAGAAGCGCUUGAAGAGGCCCGGCGGAGUAAAGAAGCAGCUGUUCGAGCUACACGACUUCGUGAGAUAUUUUUGGCCAACAUGAGCCAUGAAAUUCGUACACCAUUCUCUGGAUUUUAUGGCAUGAUAUCACUUUUAGCUGAUACAGAACUGGAUCCUGAACAACGUGAUCUUGUCAAAACUGCAAAGGAAUCAUGCGAAAUGCUGCUUCGACUUAUUGAUGAUUUGCUCAAUUUCUCAAAACUGCAAGCAGGCAAGGUUUCUUUGGAUCUUUCCGAGGUCAUAAUUGAGGACGCUGUUACCGACGUGGUAGAAAUGCUGAUUGCUAUGGCGAUUCAGAAGCGGAUCAAUAUUACCUACGAUAUCGCACCCGAUGUGCCAGCUGUAGUGAUGGCCGAUGCGAAUCGUCUUCGCCAAAUUAUUAUCAAUCUUCUUGGAAACGCCAUCAAGUUUACACAUGAAGGCGAAAUCCAAAUUCGAUGCUCCGUCGACAAGGAAGCAACUGGCUCCAGCGAUGGUGAUGACAACGAAGUGACACUCUUGUUUGAAGUGAUCGACUCAGGGAUUGGCAUCAGUGACGAACAGCGCAAAGCUCUGUUUGUUCCAUUCUCACAGGUGGAUGGAAGCACAACCCGCAAAUACGGUGGAACUGGAUUGGGUCUAUCGAUCUGCUUGCAGCUCGUCACGCUUAUGUCUGGUAAAAUUGAUGUAAAGAGCGAAUCAUCUAAGGGGUCCAACUUUUUCUUCAGCAUCAGAACAACACCAGUACCCGAGCAAUGUAAAAAACGGAUUGAGCGGAUUACAGGUAUUAUACAAGAAGUCAAGGGAACGCGUGUACUGGUUGCCGAUAAGCACACGUCGACCGUUUCAAUGGUGCAGCGAUUACUUCCGGGAAUUACAGUGAAUGGUGCAUGCUCAGUUCAAGAACUACUCGCGUGUCAGGCCACCGAUUAUCCGAUCAUUGUUGUUGGUUUGUUUUUGACGCACGAUCCUGAAUUUCAAUCGUGGGCGACCCAUCUUAAAAAGUUUUUGGAGCGUGCCCAAUGUAUCUUGGUUAUGCAUUACCCGACAGGCGCUAUGGGAGAUAUGCUAGGAAGGAACCAACAUCUCAAUGCAGCACCCACUGUAUCCACCACUCAUAAUGAUGGUGAGCUUCAAAGCAAUGAUUUCACCGAACGCGUUGUUGCCGCCGUACCAUCAUCCUCAGGCAGCGCAAACACUCUACUCAGCACGAACAUGAUUAAGGAGAAUCGACGAGCCGUCGUCUGUAUGGCAGUUCCAUUGCGUCGGAAGGCGUUGCUUAGAACCAUGGUAGAGAUGCUGCACCAAACUUCUUCCUCGCCAGCGUCAACACCGCGACCGAUUAUGGCGGCACGUGCAAGCUCAGAAGGCAGAAAAGUCUGUGAUCCCAGUGAGGUGAUUACACAGGAGGAACGUGAGCUAUUUAGCAACAUGAACAUUCUCGCAGCCGAAGACAACCCGGUUGCGCAAAAGUUACUAUACAAACAGCUCACACGACUUGGUUUCAAAGUCAUCUGCGCCAAUAACGGUCUGGAAGCAGUGGAAGCAUGGCAAAGUCAUCCUCCAGGAUACUUCUCUAUCUCUUUUAUGGAUCACCACAUGCCAAAGUGUGACGGUGUUGAAGCAACAAGAAGAAUACGUGAAAUCGAAACUGCUGAGCAAAGGACCACCUGUCUUCCUAUCGUCGCAUUGACAGCUGACAUCCAAAAAAGCGCACGCGAUAUAUGUUUGAAAGCUGGCAUGACUGUGUAUCUUACGAAACCAAUGAAUCAGAAGUCGCUUGCUGAAGUCCUCAGACGGCACUGCUUGCAACCAUAUUUAGCACAAGUACAGUCCAAAGAAGAACCAGUGUAACUCUUAAACAGCUAUUCAGACAGAAGCCCGUCCCCAGUAGUAGUAUACCAUCAUUUGCAUUAUACAUCAUCUCAUACACAGCACCAAAUUAUUCAUUCCACCCUUUCUCGUCGUCAUCACACAUGCAUUAUCUCACUAAUUUAAUCAAUAUAAAAAAUUAAUUCCUAGUUCACUGUGAUGGACGUUAUUGCACUGAAAUGCUAUUGAAAUAUAAAUC
Molecule: messenger RNA, 7903 nt
Organism: Zychaea mexicana
Lineage: Eukaryota; Fungi; Mucoromycota; Mucoromycetes; Mucorales; Lichtheimiaceae
Exons: 22
Coding region: 430-7686 (2418 amino acids)
Biological process (GO): protein phosphorylation; phosphorelay signal transduction system
Molecular function (GO): protein binding; phosphorelay sensor kinase activity; ATP binding
Source: RefSeq, a predicted model, not a curated record